Messenger RNA from Caenorhabditis auriculariae, 2397 nucleotides. Lineage: Eukaryota; Metazoa; Nematoda; Chromadorea; Rhabditida; Rhabditidae. The record is from the annotation of a GenBank genome assembly.
AUGGAAGAAGAUGGCGCCAACUGCUUAAGGGACAUCUUCGAAGAAUGCAGGCGGAUUGAUUCGGAAAAACCGGAAAAAAUUGGCGACCGACUCGACGAGAAUAAACUCCAAAAAGCGUUUUUGUACACGGCGGAUCGGAAUUUCGUCGCCGAAGUGGCUUCGAUUUGCGAAGAAAAGAAAGAUGUGCGAUGAUUUUUCUUUUUUGAGGUUUUUUGGAAAGUCCUGAGGUUAUUUUUCAUAAUGAUUACUUUUUUUAGGCUAAAAAAAUUCAACGCGAUUUGAAGUUUUUUUAUUAUUUUUUUGAAGGUAGGGAACAAAAUUUACCGUUACGGUCAUUGAAAAGAAUAAAUACUGUCUUUUUUUCUUGAAAAAAAUUUCGAUCCUGAACUUCUUCUUAACACUGAAAAAAAUAAUGGUUUCAUUAAAUAUUUCGAAAAAAAUGAUGUGAAAAAUUGCGAAAGGAUGGAAAUUAAAUGAUAAAUGGUUGGAUUUUUUUAAAAAAAUAUGACGAAUUAUGAAGAAUUUCGUGAUUUCGAGGCAUGGAAAAAGCACAGAAAACUUCAAAAAAAAUCAUGAAAAAAAAAUUUUUUUGAAACUUCCAUUAUGUCUUUAGAUUAAUAUUAUAUAAUUAAAAAAACUAAUUUCUUAAUUCAACAGGUUUAAUAUGACACAGAAAACAACACUCCUUUUCCUGAAACUAUUUUUUUGAAACUUCUGUCUAUGCGCCGUAAAAAAAAUAGGUAGCCAGGAUUUUCAAGAAUAAAAAAACAUAAAAAAAGCAGAUUUUUUUAUAAUUUUUCGCGACGCUUUUUUCCAAAAAAUUAUCUUUUAAUGUUCAAAAAUCUAUUUCCGAGUGUUCAAUGGAGGAAAGUAGCACAGACAACGGCUCCAAUUUUUGAUACUAUUUUUAAAAAUCCAUCUCUGCGCCUUUAAUAGUCAUUUAAGAGAAUUUUUUACAUUUUUCAGUGCCUGCAAGCUUCCUUGACUGUUUUACUGUCCAAUGCGCUCGAAAAUCACGACUGCUUUGAAGAGGUUUAUCAUUUUUUUGCUUUUUAAAUCUUAUAAGAUUUUUUUAGGAAGGAAAAAAAUACGUUGCGUCGGCGGAAGAGGAUUGAAAUUGUUGGCUAAUUGUGCGCUUCGGAAUCAUUGGUUGGGUUUUAAUCUUGAAAAAAACAUUCAUUUUAUUUUUCUUUUAAGCUUUGAAGAAGAAAAAAACUGAUUUAUAUCAAAAAAAUCUCAUUUUUUUCUUUUUGUAUUUUUUUGCCAUUGAUAACAUAUAAUUGUUCGGAAAAAUUUUUCCUUUUUUUGUUUCUAGUAUUUAGUUUUUUUAAUUCUUCCGAUAAUUUCAAUGCUUUCUCAUACAAAUAUCACAUUUAUAAAUAAGUAAAUAUUAUUUAUUGGAUGAAAAAAUGUGUUUUUUUAUUCAUUUUUUUCGCUAAAUUUUUCAAUACUUUCUCACUUAAAGUUCAAUUUCUCAAAGGAUUUUUUUAAUUUUUUUAUUCGAUUUAUCGAAGAGAAUGCCAUUUUUUUCUUCAUUUUAUCGCAGCGUUUUUCAUUUUUUUCCAUCUUUCGAAAAUGCAAUUUUGAAAUUUAUUUCAUUUUUCCACGAGAGAAAUUUUUCAUUUAUUUGCAAUAUUUUUCAAUGUCAGCUUCUUCAAAAAAAUCAAUUUACUGAGCCUUUUUUUCAAAAUUUGUCAUAUUUUUUUAAUUAUAAUUUCGUUGUUUAAUUUCAAAAAGAAGGAAAGUCAUUUUAACUUAUUUUUUUCUUAUUUGAAAAUGGAAUUUUAAGACGAUAAAUUUCAUUAUAAGGCCAUUUUUUUCUUCAUUUUUUUCGCGAUAAGUUUAAUUUUUUUCUCUUUCAAAAACCUAGUUUUUCAAUCGGAAACAGCGUUUUUUUCACAUUCUCGUCAUUUUUUUCUGAGCGAUUCAUCGAAAAUUAAAUUUUUUUCAAUUGAUACUUUUUAAUUAUUAGGCUAUCAAUAAAAAAAGGCCGUUUUUUUCUUGGUUUUUUUCAGUUUUUUUCUUGUUUAAAGAACAAAUUUUUUUAAUCAAAAAAACCCUUUUUUUAAAUCUUGUCACUUUUUUUCAAUCAUUAUUCCAUAAUUUUUAUCCAAUUUUCAGUGUCCGCGAAAAUUUCACACCUUCCUGUCUAGAACUUGUACGAUGCGCCUUGAGAAAUCCCCAUUAUCGGAAAGCUGUAAUUUUUCAAUGAAAAUUUCAAAAAAAUUUGAAUCUUCAGGCAGUGUCUCUGGUGACUGGAGUCUCGAUUUCGUGUUAUUCAGGUUUUUUUUGAUUUUUUUAGCGAAAAAAAUCGAAAAAAAGUUCACAGAAAUGGCCCUUUUUCCCGACUUUUCCCAAGCUUCUGGAGGAAUUGGCCGCGAUUUUCGAAGACAAUGA